Hyla sarda is the source of this 2330-nucleotide messenger RNA. RefSeq names its product checkpoint kinase 2 (gene CHEK2). The transcript is spliced from 15 exons. Gene Ontology annotation, cellular component: nucleus; cytoplasm. Gene Ontology annotation, molecular function: ATP binding; protein serine/threonine kinase activity; protein binding. Lineage: Eukaryota; Metazoa; Chordata; Amphibia; Anura; Hylidae. Gene Ontology annotation, biological process: protein phosphorylation; mitotic DNA damage checkpoint signaling. The record is from RefSeq and is a predicted model, not a curated record. The coding region runs from base 290 to 1918 and encodes 542 amino acids.
ACGGCCGUUGAUUGGCUGUUUGUACUUGACUCUGAAUGGCGGUAAAACACGCUGGCUCUAUCUUCCUGUUUAUGCAGCUGCUGUAAGGUGAGAGUGCGGGGGUCUUUUCCUUACAUGUCCCCCAAUACUGGGCUAAUGGGAGCUGGCAUUUGAUCGCAGUACAUGGGGGCGCUGUGCUGGCAGCUGUGUCCUCCGCUAAGUCAGCUAGACUGGCCCUAAGGCCUAUAAGGGUGUGAAGAUCCCGCUAAUGUCCACUGGGGGAGGAUAGGCGGGCCCUGCACGGGGUACAAUGGUGGGCACUGCCAUCUGUCAGGAGGAUCCUCUUCUCUCCAUUCUUAUCUAUGAGUUCUCUCCGUCCCGAGAUACAAUGGGGGAGUCCCAACCUUCUCAGCAGUCUCAAGGCACCUCCAGCUCUUCCUCUAGCGCUCCUCAGUCAUACAGCCAGUCAUCCUCGUCUGGAUCUGGGACUUUGAGCUCUUUAGAAACAAUACCAGUGCAAGAUGUUGCUUCUGCUCCAGAAGAAUUUGAGGAUAAAAUUGCAUGGGGUCGACUUUGGGCACUUGGAAAAGGAUUCCCGAAUCAUGACUGUGUGAACGAUGAAUAUAUAUUUGGAAGAGAUAAACAUUGUGACUAUACCUUUGAUAGGCCAAUAAUAAACCAGACUGAGAGAUAUAAGACCUACAGUAAAAGGCACUUCCGGAUUUUUAAGGAAGCUGGACCUUGUCCGUAUCUUGUCUCCUUUAUAGAGGAUUUAAGCGGCAAUGGAACAUUUUUAAAUAAAGAGCUAAUUGGACGUGGGAAGAGAUUACCGCUAACGAAUAAUGCUGAAAUUGCUAUUUCAUUACCUACAAAUAAAGUUUUUGUAUUUACAGACUUGGCUGCAGAUGAUCAAUCUGUUUAUCCAGUCGAGCUUAGAAACAAGUAUAUUAUGUCAAAAACUAUUGGAAGUGGAGCGUGUGGGGAAGUUAAACUGGCUUUUGAAAAAUCAACAUGCAAGAAGGUGGCUGUGAAAAUCAUGAGUAAGAGAAGGUUCUCUUUAAGUUCCUCAGGCCUCGAUCCAUCUAGCUCUGUAGAGAUGGAGAUUGAAAUUCUAAAAAAAAUAAACCAUCCAUGCCUGAUUAAGAUUGAAGACGUUCUUGACUCUGAAGGUUACUUUUACAUUGUGCUGGAACUGAUGGAAGGAGGUGAAUUAUUUGAGAGGGUAGUGACAUCAAAGCCAAAAGAGACAACUGUAAAACUGUAUUUUUAUCAGAUGCUUCUUGCAGUUCAGUAUCUACAUGAUAAUGGAAUCAUACAUCGUGAUCUGAAGCUUGAAAAUGUGCUGCUAUCAUCAGCUACUGAAGAAGAAUGUUGUAUAAAGAUCACAGACUUUGGGCAUUCCAAAAUUGUUGGUGAGACCUCAUUAAUGAGGACUUUGUGUGGGACACCUACUUACCUGGCUCCUGAGGUGCUGAGCACUGCUGGUACUGGUGGAUACAGUAGAGCUGUGGAUUACUGGAGUUUAGGAGUCAUUCUAUUUGUUAGCCUUAGUGGGUACCCACCAUUCUCAGAAGGUACUUGUAAUAGGUCUCUGAAAGAUCAGAUCACCAAGGGACUUUACAACUUUAUUCCUGAGGCUUGGACACAUGUAUCAGAGCCAGCACAAGAUCUUGUUAAGAAGUUGCUGGUUGUUGAUCCAGAGAAGAGACUUACAAUACAGCAAGCACUGGAGCAUCCCUGGCUACAGGAUGAUCACAUGAAAAGAAUUGCUGACAAGAUAAUGUAUGAUGUUGGGCAUCCAAUGCUACCUCCCUCACAGCAUUUUGUAAAUGUGGACAUGAAGAGUCGUAAACGUGGUCAUGAAGGGGACACAGAUGCCACUACGUCUACCUGUUUAGGGACUUCAACAACCCAGUAUGAAAAGAGAGCGAAAAUAUGACGCAGUUUUGUAAAUUCUAACAUCUUUAUUUAAUAUUUGUAUUCUUUGUACAGUAAUCAAACUCCCCUUUUUAAAUUUUUGCAUUAUUUGUAUUAUGUUACUGCUGACACAACAGAAGAACUCGUAGCCUUAUGUAGCAUUGCUAUGGUUGUUUCAUAUGGAAAUAACAAAAAGAAUUGGAUUUCUAAAAGAGACUGCAACAUGUAAUAUGAAGAAAUUGUGCAUUGUGUACCUCUCUCUGUCUGCAUUGUAUUAGAGAAGUCACAUCAUUGUAAGCAAAAUUGGUAAUGCGGUUGUGUGGCCAUAUUGUAUAUAAAAUUUUGCCACUUUCUGAUAUGCUUUGUGUUUUACUUUAUUGCACUUAAGAUGUGUGCUGUCAGUGAAUGGUAACAUAUUUUUUUUUUUUUUUUUC